Messenger RNA from Fimicolochytrium jonesii, 843 nucleotides. RefSeq lists its product as uncharacterized. The record is from RefSeq and is a predicted model, not a curated record. The transcript is spliced from 3 exons. Lineage: Eukaryota; Fungi; Chytridiomycota; Chytridiomycetes; Spizellomycetales; Powellomycetaceae. The coding region runs from base 1 to 843 and encodes 280 amino acids.
AUGCGUGCGUUCAUCCCUAUACUCGCCAAAGUGGCGACGGUCCUUUCCUUGAUACUUGCAGCAUCGGCCGAGCCGCUACUGACUCAACGUGCACUGGAACUCAAGAAUGGCUACGAUGCCGACCUGGUCCGUCGAUCGUUCCAGGCUAACGACCCCACGGAUCUCGCAGUCGGGGUUUGGACUACCUUCCCAGCCGCAACCGGUUUUAGCUUCUAUUUCGAUUUGACAAUCACAGUGCCUUUCCAAUUGACCGUCGUAGACUAUCUCUGCAUUGGGAACAACUACGAUGUUUACGACACGGUGGACACCAGCGCGGAGGUCCUCAUCGGUACCGCCAAGACGACUAGCCCUCGAGACAACUGCGCAACCUACACGACAGACCCAAACGCCGCCCUUGCCAAUGCAGCCUACGGACGAGUCAGCGUUCUCCUCCAACCCGGCACCCAUAUCAUUCGUGUCGCACACCGUGCCGACUCCUACUACACCGGGGGCUUUGGCUACAUCCGUGCCGACCCACGCCCCGACGCGCCGACGGGCUGCUCCUCGGAAAUUUGCGAAGGCGGCAUUUGCACCGUCGCUCUCUACACGCGCCGAUUCUGCAGUAUCACCCAAUCGCCUCCCUGCCCGAGCGGAUGCCGUUGCGUUGAUGGUGUUGCUGGCACCGCGUGCACUCUCGACAACGAUAUCACCCUUGGCAGCUGUAUCACAGAUAUCGACUGCCCAUGUGGAACUGCGUGCACGUAUAACUCGCAGUUGAGGACUUUGGCGAGAACGUGCAGGCCGUUGUGCGAUUCGGAGCCGCAGUUCGUCACCAUCAUCAAGGACUUUGUCCCUGGCCCGUGA